This is a messenger RNA of Sceloporus undulatus (fence lizard), 2076 nucleotides long. RefSeq names its product centrosomal protein 57 like 1 (gene CEP57L1). Gene Ontology annotation, cellular component: centrosome. NCBI's taxonomy places the organism in Eukaryota, Metazoa, Chordata, Lepidosauria, Squamata, Phrynosomatidae. The coding region runs from base 644 to 1867 and encodes 407 amino acids. The transcript is spliced from 10 exons. The record is from RefSeq and is a predicted model, not a curated record. Gene Ontology annotation, molecular function: microtubule binding; gamma-tubulin binding; identical protein binding.
CCUUAGCACUCUUCUCCAGCACCACAUCUCAAAUGAGUUGAUUUUCUUGUUAUCUGCUUUCUUCACCAUCAAGCUCCUACAUCUGUACCUGGCGAAGGGGAAUACAAUGAAUUGGACAAUUUUGUGCUCAGAUCCUUUAGAAUCUGUCUAGUUCUUCUAUGGCUGCUUCUCCCAUUCUUGGUCUUCUUCUGCUUUCUUAGCUGCAGUCUCUAUUCUGUUCAAUGUUUGAUCCAAGGCACACCACCUCUUUAGUCCCAAUUCCCAAGCCAAAUUUAUUUAUUUAAAAAAAAAAUAUUUUCAAAGAAAAGUCAAGUAAGAUGGUAGAAUGAGUAAUGUUUUUCAAGACCCAGUUGUGUGAGAGCUUUUCAUUAGUUCAUUGAUGAGUAUUGAAUAUUGCAAGAGUGUGCCGAAAAUGGAAUGCAGUGUUCUGUAUCAUGAUUUUUUCAGUCACAAGUUUGUUUUACAAACAGCCAGAUCAGUAUUCUCUUUUUGGAUGUCUCAAUGUGCUAUUUAAAGUCUUUAACAGAAGAAAAUAAAUAUUAACCACUUACAGAAAUAUGAUUCUGGUUUAGCCUUCCAAAUCAAGGACCAGCAGAUUGCUUUUUUUGUCUUGUCAGGAGAGUGGAACACUGGAUUCUCUAUAAUGGAGUCUUUUGAUAAUGAGUCAAAGCACAGCUACAUAGGCAGCUUUCUUCUGCCUCCAGGCAAAAUAGGCUCUGAUCUUGGGCCAAAGAAGAAAACAGCUAUUCCAGCAGACACUCCUGCACCAAACAACCAAGAUGUGAGCAUGCAGUUAGGGGCAGCACAAACACGUUGCUCCUUGCUGGAAAAACAGCUAGAUUACAUGAGGAGAAUGGUGAUCAGUGCACAGUUGGAAAAGAAGCAGGUGCUAGAGCAGCAAAUCCAGCUUCAGAAGGAAAAGGACCAGGAUCAGGUGGAGUUAUGUGCAAAACUUGAAAAGCUUGAAAUCCUGGAAAAAGAAUGUUGGAGACUUACUAGCACUCAGAAAACUGCAGAAGAAAAGAUCAAAUGCCUAGAGCAGAAGCUUCAAGAAGAGCAACAUCAGCGCAAGCUAAUACAAGAUAAAGCAGCACAGCUGCAAACAGGACUUGAGAUGAACAGAAUUCUCCUGUCUUCAUUUUCACCACAAAAAGAUAUGAAGAAAAAAAGCAAGAAGAAGAAAGUUGUAAAGAAAAAUCCAGAUUUGAAGAAAACCCAUGGCUCACCGCCACCCCAAUCGACUGGAAUGCUACCUUUUGUUGCUGGGAAGUCUGCCAGCUCAAGUCACUCUGUUGUUGCAAAUGUUCAAAGUGUCCUACAUAUGAUGAAAUACCGGAGUCCAUGUGUAACUUCACUUUAUCCAGAAGGGACUGAAAAUAGGACUUCAAGAAGGGCUGCUCUGUCCAGAUCAGUAUCUUGCACCACUUCUUCUUCGACGACAGACAGUCUUUCUGAUCUUCUCUUGAUCAUGCAGGAUGAGCUGGGACAAAUGAGCUUUGAACAUCAAGAGCUGUUAAAGCAGAUACAAGAAACUCAAGAUCAAGACAUUCGGGAAGACUUAGAACGGGAACUGGAUUGUCUUGUAAAGCAGAUGGAGGUUAAAGGAGAGCAAAUUUCAAAACUGAAAAAACACCAAGAACAUGUUUAUAAGAUGAGGCAGAGGGCUCAAAAACUGAAGAGGAAAGUAGCUAGUGCUGCACCAAACCUUGAUGAAUUAAAAGGAACUAAAGAGACUGCUGUCACCCCAAGACAUGGUGUCCGCAGCACCUGUUGUGCGAACAGGAGCACAAGUUCUCUUCAGCUAUUAAAAUGUGCUCAAAAGCUUCAGUCAGUGUUGAAGAAAGAUGAUAUUGUAUGGGAACAAUAGCUCUCAAAACUGUUCAUUGAAGAUGGUCCAUUGGGAAUUUAUUUCAUAAGCUUGACAAUCAGACCAUUGCUUGAUUCUUUAGUGUAGUCUGGCAUUUCCAUUUGGGGGCAGUUAACUCCACUGUUUCCAUAUUGAUUUUUUAAAAACAUAAUUGUGAUUAUUUUAAUGAUGUAUGUACACCAUUUAAAAUUAAAGAACCCAUUAAUCUA